CUUCACUAGCGCAACGGUCUGGACUCGGGCGUGCCCUGCAAAACUGCAUCAUAGAUCUGGAGUAGCUCGACCUGUGGCCAGCCGAACACAGCGGUCCGCCUCGGUCGAAACUUGCUCAGCUGCUCAGCUCCUUUCAAACCUCCACUCUUGGUUUGAUAUGUAGUAGACCUGCUAAUUCGUCGCGCGAACGAUCGCGCCCUCCACAGGCGCACGAGAGUGCGGGGAUGCCGGACCCAUUUCCAUCUUGCCCUUCGAGCCUCGCAAACGCUAUCAGGCCGCUGUCGAACUAUCUGGGCCUCACGACGCUCCCGCUUCACGUACACGAAAUUCUCUUCGCAUACGCACUGUACGAGGGCAUAUUCCGGUUUCUGUCGCCGCUCCUUUCACGGACACUAUGGCCGAGGAAGUACAACUCCUUCUCUCGCCGCAACAGGCUCAACUGGGACGCCCACGUCGUCUCCAUGUACCAGGCACUCUUCAUCAACACCGCAGCUCUGUGGGUCAUCUUCACGGACCCUGAACGACGUAUCCAGAACGAGCCGUCAAACUGGGCUGGGAGACUCUGGGGCUACAACGGCGCGAUAGGGAUGUGCCAGGCUUUCGCGGCAGGGUACUUCCUCUGGGAUGUUUUGGCGAGCACGAUUCAUCUGGACGUCAUGGGCAUGAGCAGCCUGGUGCAUGCGAUCGCGGCCCUCGGAGUCACGAGUAUUGGAUUUCGACCCUUUGCAAACUACUACGGGCUCAACUUCGUGCUCUACGAGCUGUCGACGCCGUUUUUGAACAUCCAUUGGUUCCUGGACAAGGCAAACAUGACGGGCUCGACAGCCCAGCUCAUCAACGGCAUCUUGCUGCUGGCCUCAUUCGGCGGGUCGAGACUGGUGUGGGGAACGUACCAGUCCUGGAUGAUAUACAAGGACAUCUGGCACGCGUGGAACAAUCCUCGGCCGUCGACGGCAGAGUGUCUCAAGUACGCGCUGUACCAGCGGCGCGGGGCCGGCUUGGAAAUUCCGCUGACAUGUCGAGAGCUGCCGAACUGGCUCGCUCUCCUGUACGUUGGGGCAAACACGGCCCUCACCGUGCUCAACUUCUACUGGUACUCGUUGAUGAUCGCGGCGGUGCGGAAGCGCUUUGUACCAAAGGACGAGAAAACCGGGGCAAAGGCUAAUUCAAGAAAGAACAAGCAGACGUAAUGACAUUGGAACCCUUCAACUCUGGACUAAUGCCAUGGAAUUUGUUGAUAGCAUGAUGAUCAGUAAGCUUGUUAUGUUUAUGAUUUCUUCCUUUCGAUCGCGCAUGUGUUCUCUACCCUCUCAACAUAGCUGACUAUCUGCUAACCCUGGACUUCUUUUCGAGUUCGACCAAGUCCAAUCAGCCGUCUUCG
This is a messenger RNA of Verruconis gallopava, 1381 nucleotides long. RefSeq lists its product as uncharacterized. Gene Ontology annotation, biological process: lipid homeostasis. The record is from RefSeq and is a predicted model, not a curated record. Gene Ontology annotation, cellular component: membrane; endoplasmic reticulum. The coding region runs from base 225 to 1190 and encodes 321 amino acids. Lineage: Eukaryota; Fungi; Ascomycota; Dothideomycetes; Venturiales; Sympoventuriaceae. The transcript is spliced from 3 exons.